CGUGAGAAAGUGUGAACCAACUGAAAAUGGAAGAGGCCUUUUUAGAUGACAAAGAUGGAGGGAAGGAUAUACCCAACUACAAUUAUACAAGUCAUUUUACCAGGUCAAGGAUAAGGAUGCAAAUUCCUGGGAUGUUUCACACAGGUGAUAUCUGUUGCAGAGUGGUCACAGGUGCUCUGGGGGUGCUGUGUAUGCUGUUGCUCACUGUUGUCAUAGUGCUGUCAGUGGAGAGAUCACACCUGGAUUCCACCUUCAGGAAUUUGACAUCUGAAAAAGACCUGUUGAGUUCUGAUUUUGAUAGUUUGAAGGUGGAGAGUGCGGCUGUGAAAAGUAGACUUUCUGAUCUUGAGAAGCAUUUAAAUGAGGGAUGGAUCUUUUUCCAGUCUUCUUUGUAUUACAUCUCUCAUGACACAAUGCAAUGGAGGACUGCCAGGGAUGACUGCUUGAGAAGGCAGGCUGACCUGGUCAUCAUAAACAACAGAGAUGAGCAGCAGUUCCUCACUGACCUUCAAAAAGAGUUCUGGAUAGGGCUGACGGAUUGCGAUGGGACAUGGAAAUGGCUAGACGGCACACUCGUAAAUCCUUCUACCACUUGGUGGGACAGUGGUCAACCAAACAGCUAUGCUGGAAAUGAAGACUGUGCUGAAAUAAGGGUGCGUGGCUCUCUCACCAACUGGAAUGAUGACUUGUGCACCCGGGCACAACUUUGGGCAUGUGAGAAAACUGAUGUAGACAUUUAAUUUGUACUUUUUGCUGUUCAUCUUCACUUGUACACUUCACUCUCUUUGCUAUUCCAUGUCAAUGAAAGACCUGUUUUGUUAUUUUUGUUUUUUUCCCCCAAAAAAAUAUAUUUUAAAAUGCUGUACAGUCUUAUUGUGGAAUAAUUGACUAUCAAAAGAAUUAUGUAUGGAAAAGCAAAAAAUAUCAAAAGGCCUUAAUGGUACAAAGAUUUGAAAUUCAAAUGAAAGUUUAGGUAUAGGCUUCA
Messenger RNA from Engraulis encrasicolus (European anchovy), 985 nucleotides. RefSeq names its product C-type lectin domain family 4 member E-like. Gene Ontology annotation, molecular function: D-mannose binding; fucose binding. The transcript is spliced from 5 exons. The record is from RefSeq and is a predicted model, not a curated record. Bases 27 to 740 code for a protein of 237 amino acids. Gene Ontology annotation, biological process: biological process involved in interspecies interaction between organisms. Gene Ontology annotation, cellular component: external side of plasma membrane. Lineage: Eukaryota; Metazoa; Chordata; Actinopteri; Clupeiformes; Engraulidae.